This is a messenger RNA of Penicillium odoratum, 1329 nucleotides long. RefSeq lists its product as uncharacterized. The transcript is spliced from 8 exons. Gene Ontology annotation, cellular component: cytoplasm; nucleus. The record is from RefSeq and is a predicted model, not a curated record. NCBI's taxonomy places the organism in Eukaryota, Fungi, Ascomycota, Eurotiomycetes, Eurotiales, Aspergillaceae. The coding region runs from base 1 to 1329 and encodes 442 amino acids.
AUGGAGUCCCCCGCCAUACCGGUCCCGCUGGAUCCGCGGGAGCAGCCCAUCCUCGAACGCUUGCUCCGCACCCGCGAUUCCCUCCUGCUCCUCAAACAAGACAAAUCGUCUUAUAUCAAGUCUCGUGAUGUUCUUCCUCUAUACGAGGAGGUAAUCGGAGAAGUGGAAAAGCUCAAUGCAGCUCGCAAAGACUUGGACCGCCGCCUGAUUCAUAACCGAUUGGACUAUGUUUUGGAUGAUUGUUUCCAGUUGAUUUCCUUGCUGUUCUUAACGGUGGGCAAGAAUAACGAGGCGCCGGCAGUUUACUCACUGGCAACAACCAUUCAGCGCCUUCUUGACCACCUUGAUGAGGCUGGCUUUUAUAGUUCGAAGGAUUUGAAUUCGAUCACGAAGACCCUCGAAUCGAUGCGGGAAACUCUCGAUCGCGGCCGGAAUACAUACUCACCGGCUCUUCUUACACUCCUUGAAAGUCGAUUGGAACAAUGCCGGAUUUCUUUAGAGAAACUACAGAAAGGACUUGCUGUCCUGGCUCCACCCUUGGCCCAGACUCAUGAAACACUGGUUUCUAUCCUGCGUUCCACCUCUGCAGUCAACACCCGCUCAAAGUUUUCAGCCACGGAAGUCAACAGCCUUCGGGAUCAGCUGAAGAAGAUCGAGAACCAGAUGAAGGAUGGGAACUUUGUGGAUGCCGAUGGUAAUAUCCUUCCAGGCCAGGACGAUCUUAGAUCUCUGAUGCAGCGAUGCUGGCGGUGGACGGAAAUUGUUCUCGAGCGCCAAGGCAAGGUCCUGGAGCGCUUUCAGGACCAAUAUGAACGCCUGCUCGAGAUUCGCAAUCAGCUAGAUCGCUUGUCAGUUACGCAGGCCUGGUCACUGCGGGAAACGGAUCUUUUUGGAUACCAGCGCAAGCUUGAUCGAAUUGAUGAGGCUCGCGUCAAUGGCAACUUUGUUGAUGCUGAAGGACAGCCUGCCGAUCUUCACGCGCAGCGGACACUGCUUUAUCUCAUUCGACGAAGCUAUGCAUACAUCUACGCCCUUCUUAUCUCCUCCGAACCCGUUUCCGAGGCCUUGCUACCGGUCUACAACCAACUCCAGACUCUUCGUCGCUGUCUGAUCGAGGUUAAGGAGUCUGGUGGUGUUUCAAACUCGAGGGAGCUAUAUCCUUACAGCAUGAAGCUCAAUUCAAUCGACAACAUGCGCAUUGACGGAAAGUUCUACGUUGGCCCCGACAUUCCCGAGGGCCAAGGAAGUGUGAAUUCCCUGCUUGCAGAAUGUUAUGAUUAUGUUUGGGAACUGCGGGCCGCCGUUGCAGAGGAUGAAAACCAGGCCUAG